ACAAAGAAUCAGAAACCUCUAGUGAAGAAACUACAAAUGAUGAAAUCGUACCCUUAUCAGAUAAUACUAAUCAAACACUAAGUAAUGUUUCCACCUCCUCCACAAAUAAUCGAGCACCUGUUAGAGAUUACCUUUUAUCAAUUCCUGAUGGAGAGUUUACUAAAAUUAAACAGCUCGUUGACCAACAGUCAUUUUUGUUGGCCGAAAAUACUGAAUUUAUUAAUUUUUUACACGAACUUAAUCUGAGAUACAAACCCUAUGUCGCCAAACAAUCUUAA
Molecule: messenger RNA, 278 nt
Organism: Racocetra persica
Lineage: Eukaryota; Fungi; Glomeromycota; Glomeromycetes; Diversisporales; Gigasporaceae
Source: the annotation of a GenBank genome assembly